Messenger RNA from Amoebophrya sp. A25, 551 nucleotides. Lineage: Eukaryota; Dinophyceae; Syndiniales; Amoebophryaceae. The record is from the annotation of a GenBank genome assembly.
GUGAUAAAGUCAUUAUAACUCAUUUUUGGGUGAUUAUAGACGCAGUGAAUUCGUCAUGAUCUCAACAUCAUCCAAACCCCAACAUCAAGCAGAAAUUCUGUUUUCGCUUUCUUCACCCUUUUUUGGGCCCUUGCUGAAGUCUAUCGAUAACAAUUCUCGCAAACACCCUUCCAGCAAUUAUUUCCCCGCUCAAGACUUAUUGUUAUUUCAUACAAAUUUUCGCAGUUGUUGACUUAUUACGACGCUACGCACGUAGACACCUUCUACUAGUAGGCUACUCGAGCAGGAGAGGACUUCUUACGCUUUCACGGUUUAUGAAGGUACACGAGUAGAUUACAUCAAAAAAACUGGACAACUUCCCAUAGUCGACCACAUACAAACACACAGAUCUUCACACAAAAAAGGAUAUACCUCUAUACAUGUUAGAGAGUACUCAAAUUUCGACUCAUAGUGACGCUUUUUACCAGCAUGGUAUUAGGGGUAUUUAGCAAUAACUUUCUUCAUUUCGUUCUCUCUUCUACUUUCAUCAGUUAAAACUUGCUAGUGGUCAC